AUGGAUGCCAGUGGCAUUCUGCAGACGUGGAGUUCUACGUCUUCGUCGCUGAACGCCCUGGCUGCAGUCACGUGGGAGGAUAUUCUGAAACCUUCUCUCGAUCACAGAUUGACAGAAGGACACAAGGCGAUAGUCACAAAACUUCUAGUAAUUAUAUUUGGUGGAGCUGGCAUUGCUAUGUCUUUCGUUACAACUAACCUGGGUGGUACCGUUCUACAGGCAUCCUUGAGUUUCACCGGCGCGGCAUCUGGUCCCCUUCUCGGGAUGUUUGCUCUAGGAGCAUUCUUCCCAUGGGCCAACUGGAUUGGUGCCUGUGUGGGCGGGGUACUUGGUCUCAUUCUGCCAAUGUGGAUGGUGAUUGGCAGCUACAGCGUGGUCGGACCGCCUCCAUCCAACAUGCGCUUCCCUACCGACAACUGCACCGCCCCAAAUAUUACAACAACAGCCAUGACGACACUGAUCACCAUGACAACUACCGAGUCCCUCCCAUCGGAAGAGAUAUCCGGAAUCAGUCUUUUAUACACUGUCUCGUAUCUAUGGUUACCAAGUAUAGGUGCUGCCACAGUUGUUGUUGUUGGGCUUCUUGUUAGCUUUAUUACUGGUCCCAUGAAGGUUGGGGAGGUGGACACGAGGUAUCUGGUUCCGUUCUUUGAUCGACUCUUCUGCUGUUUGCCAGAAUCCUGCAGCCGCAGACUGAGAUGUAACCAGGAGUUCCACAGUCCAGAGAUUCUAGCAAACGGAAUUCGUAACAAAGAAGAAGAUAGAUCUACGGCCAAGGGAUAG
Messenger RNA from Gigantopelta aegis, 783 nucleotides. RefSeq names its product sodium-dependent multivitamin transporter-like. Gene Ontology annotation, biological process: sodium ion transport; transmembrane transport. Lineage: Eukaryota; Metazoa; Mollusca; Gastropoda; Neomphalida; Peltospiridae. Gene Ontology annotation, molecular function: symporter activity. The record is from RefSeq and is a predicted model, not a curated record. The coding region runs from base 1 to 783 and encodes 260 amino acids. Gene Ontology annotation, cellular component: membrane. The transcript has 8 exons.